Molecule: messenger RNA, 1100 nt
Organism: Setaria italica (foxtail millet)
Lineage: Eukaryota; Viridiplantae; Streptophyta; Magnoliopsida; Poales; Poaceae
Product: expansin-B8
Exons: 2
Coding region: 114-926 (270 amino acids)
Biological process (GO): sexual reproduction
Cellular component (GO): extracellular region
Source: RefSeq, a predicted model, not a curated record
CCGAUCACCGUACCGUACCAACAAGUAGAGAUAGAGAGUAGUUGCUACUAGCUAGCUAGCUCAAUCGAUCCGAUCCAAGCAGGCAGCUCUCAGGUCGGUCGUAGCUGGAAACAAUGGGGGUGUUGUCAUCAAUCUCCCUCCUGCUUCUGCUUCAGGCCGCCGCCGCCGCCGCCUCCUCCGUGAGCUACAACGACAGCAGCAGCAGCAGCAGCUUGAUGCAGAUGCAGUGGGGCAACGCCAGGGCCACCUGGUACGGCCAGCCCAACGGCGCCGGGCCCUACGACAACGGCGGCGCUUGCGGUUUCAAGAAGGUGAACGAGUACCCGUUCAUGUCGAUGACGUCCUGCGGCAACCAGCCGCUGUUCCGCGACGGCAAGGGAUGCGGGUCCUGCUACAAGAUCAGGUGCUCCAAGCACCCCGCCUGCUCCGGCCGCACCGAGACGGUGGUCAUCACCGACAUGAACUACUUCCCCGUGCCGGCGGCGCCAUACCACUUCGACCUCAGCGGCACCGCCUUCGGCAAGCUGGCCAAGCCCGGCCGCAACGACGACCUCCGGCGAGCCGGCAUCAUCGACAUCCAGUUCGCCAGAGUGCCCUGCGAGUUCCCCGGCCUCAAGGUCGGCUUCCACGUCGAGGAGGGCUCCACACAGGUCUACUUCGCCGUGCUCGUCGAGUACGAGAACGGCGACGGCGACGUCGUGCAGGUGGACCUCAUGGAAUCAUCUCGUCGGGGCGGCGGCGGACGGUGGACGGCGAUGCGCGAGUCGUGGGGCUCCAUCUGGCGCCUCGACUCCAACCACCGCCUGCGGCCGCCAUUCUCCAUCCGCCUGCGCAGCGACUCCGGCAAGACGCUGGUGGCGCGAGACGUCAUCCCCGUCAACUGGAGGCCAAACACAUUCUACAGAUCAUUCGUCCAGUACUCCUGAUCGAUUCCACGAUUAGUUGUUGGAUUGCAUCUUGCGUUCGUCGAUCAUCUGUACUAAUAAUUAUUACUUACUUAUAUUACUGCCAUGGAUGGAGUGUAUGUAUGCAUGUAUGUAUCUACAAUACUUAAGACUCUAUUUAACUACCAAUGCAAUGGAAUGGAUCUGUCCUCAACC